AGCCUUGGCCGAGAAAAGAAUCCGCGGGGGACGGACGCGCGAAUUUUUCGCCGGAGCCAUGGAAUCCAUGGCCAACGGAGGCUACACAGAGCCGCCCGUGGAGGGUUCAAGCGGCAACAUCCUGGUCUUUCGCGGCUGGGGCGCCGACAAGCCGGGCAUCGCACAGGCCUUUUUGCGGAUCGUCGUGGAACAUCAGAGUGAGGUGCUCGACAUGGCGCAAUUCUUGCUGGGCGGCGGUUUGAUGUUCACCUUUGUCCUCAAGGUGGCAGACCAGAGCUCCAUCGGCCUCAUGAAGUCCUUGUCGACCUGCGCCAGGGAGCAAGGGCUCCAGCUGAGCUUCCAUUUCCCAGACGCCCACCAGGUCCCGGACACGGACGACGGCCCCGAGGCAAUAAUCUCGGUGGUGUCCCCCAGCGCAGUGACACCCGCCCUGAUCAUGGACAUCGAUAAGGUGCUGUACGGGCACGGCUGCGUGGUCCUGGAGAUCGAGCACCGCAGUGACAACAUGAAGGAGCACAAUGGGGACUACAACAAGGUUCAGAUUCGCGCGCGCUGCCCCUCCGGCCUCAGGCUCGCCUCGCUGGUUCUGGGCCCGCCAGAGGGCAAAGUGGAGGGCCUCCAGAAGGUGGGCUGGGAGCAUGGCGCAGAAGUGACCGCUCGAUGGUGGGAUGCCAUGAACAGGCCUAACGGCAAGUCCUUGAUGGUCUUCGGGCUCUCGCACGUGCUUUGCCCAGAGGAUGUCCUGGAUUUGGUGCUCAAAGAGGCCGGCAUCGACCCCAGCCAGGUCUCAGUCUCCGACUCAGGAAACGUAGCGGAAGAGAAGUUGGCGCUGCUGAGAGGGCACAGCACCUCCUUGCUGAAGAAGGUGAUGGAGCACCUGCCCUUCACUCCCGGGGCCAAGGUGGUGUGCUCUGCCAUGAAGCGCCUGGGCUGUCGCCUCGCGAUCCUCACAAACACAGGCAUGCGCGAGAUUGCUGAGUACUUCAAGCAGCAGCUGGGUGUUGACUACGUGAUCUGCCGCGACGUGGAAGAAAAGGAUGGCUGCUUCACCGGGAGGUACACCGGGGAGCUCCAGGACGUGAAGUUCCGCAAGGCAGACCUGCUGAAGCUCAUGGCCGACCGCGAAGGCAUCGACUGCCGCAACGUCAUUACCGUGGGUGAGCCGCUGAAGGGGCUCAAGGCUGCCAAUGCACGGCUGAUGCUGGAGUGCUUCGGGCCCAACGUCUAUUUCAACUCCACCAAGCUGCAGGACCUGACCAUCGUCCUCUACCUGCUGGGCUUCAGCGGCUCGGACGUGCGCGCGCUGCGGAAGCGGCGCUGGGACGACGGCCCCGGGGCCUUGGAGCCCAGCGGGUCCUCGGUGCCCAGCUCGCCACCCUCCAAGCGCUUCAUGGUGCAGGUGAGCGGGCUGAACCGCGUGGCGGGACAGUUGCAGUCCAUCUUCACGCCCUUGGCUUCUUUGCGCAGCGAUGUGCAGCUCACCACCAUCCGCCAGUGCUCCUUGCAGGACGGCGGCAUGUGCCUGGGACUGGACCUCACCGUGCUCAAGGAAAAGCCGGACAGCGUAGUCAAGGAUUUGGUCUACGCUUGCCAGAAGGAAGGCUUGACUAUCAUGGACGUGAACGACUCUGCCAAAGACUUCAACUGGCUCAGCCGCUAUCACAACAGAUAUGUGAUCACCCUGGUGCAGAAGCCCAACAUCAGCAGCAGCUCCCUGAGCGAGGUGCUGAGCACCAUCAGCGCGCAGGGCAUCAAUAUCAUCAAGAUCGAAAGACUCAGCGCGCGAGACAUCGCGUCGCUGCAGUUUACCGUCGGCUUGCCAGACAACCUCUCCUCUGAUGAUUUUGCCAAAAAGAUGGUGGAGGUCUCCAAAAACCACGGCGCCGACAUCGCCAUCCAGCGCGACGACUUGGAGCGCUGGAUGCGACGCUUGGUGGUCUUCGAUAUGGACAGCACCCUGAUCCAGCAGGAGGUGAUCGAUGAACUGGCCAAGCUGGCAGGCGUAGAGACCAAGGUCAAGGAGAUCACGGAGGCUGCGAUGCGCGGGGAGUUGGACUUCUUCGGAUCUCUCAAGUCCCGGGUGGCGCUGCUCAAAGGCCACAAUGCAGAGCAGCUCUUUGAGAAGGUCAAAGCAAACAUCGUCUUCACCCCAGGUGCGAAAAAGCUUUGCACCUGCCUCAAGCGCUUGGGAUUCAAAACGGCCGUCAUCUCUGGCGGCUUCCUGCCGGUGGCACAAGAGGUGCAGAGAUACCUGGGCUUGGACUACGCCUUUGCCAACACGCUGGAGGUGGAUGAGACCACAGGCUUGCUGACGGGGAAGACCUCUGGGCCUGUGGUAACGCCGCAGCGGAAGCGCCAGCUAUUGGCCACCAUCGCCAACGUGGAAGGCUGCGAGAUUCAGCAGACCAUCGCAGUGGGGGACGGAGCCAAUGACAUCCCCAUGCUCCAUGCUGCGGGCCUGGGCAUUGCAUUCUGCGCCAAGCCCAAGGUGCAGGAGGUGUCGCAGUUCAGGAUCAACCAAAUGGAUUUGAGCACAGUGCUCUUCCUCAUUGGCAUUUCAGAAAGAGCCAUGGACCGCUUGUCUGAAGAGGGGGUGCCACUGCAUCGCCAAUUCAGCUAAAGUUCAGAUCAGUCGGCCCAUUUUCGCCCUGGCGGCAAGCCUCAGUUUCAGCUGGCCUUAUCUCUUCCGCCCGUUUGUGACUCCGGUAGCAGAGGUAAGCUGCGUGUAAUUGCAAGAGUAUGCAAGGGAAUUGCACAGCUUCCGUUGCCAGCAUUCGGUUUCACAGAUACCUUCUUAGGGCAGGGGCUUGCCGCAGACACGCAAGAAGCAUGGCUUGGGGCCGGUCCAUGUGCAAAAUGGUUUGCAUUCACGGAAACCGGAACAAACCGGAGUCACAAUGCUACAAGGCUCAUUUCCCCACACAUGUGAGGAUGAUGUAUUUUGAGCACCAUGGGAUGUACAGAUCUCGCCGGAGUAUUAACAAACAAGACAAAGGACA
This is a messenger RNA of Effrenium voratum, 2999 nucleotides long. Lineage: Eukaryota; Dinophyceae; Suessiales; Symbiodiniaceae. The record is from the annotation of a GenBank genome assembly.